This is a messenger RNA of Arvicola amphibius (Eurasian water vole), 4131 nucleotides long. RefSeq names its product TIR domain containing adaptor protein (gene Tirap). Gene Ontology annotation, biological process: signal transduction. The record is from RefSeq and is a predicted model, not a curated record. The transcript is spliced from 6 exons. Bases 439 to 1161 code for a protein of 240 amino acids. Lineage: Eukaryota; Metazoa; Chordata; Mammalia; Rodentia; Cricetidae.
UUCCAUAAAGAUAUCCACCUCCUUGGUACCAUUUAACCUACCUUGAGAGACCUUCAGGAAAAUGCCUCAUUUUUCUGUGCCUCCCUUGCUGGAGGAGUUUUCUCCUCGUUCCCACGCCUCAGACGGGGGCAAACCUGGGCUGAGGACUUCACGGCGACCCUGGGGAACUCCGGCGCAAGGGUUCAGCAGCGGACUUUAAGAAACAAUACGUAACAAACAUAUGGAAAAGUGCACAGAUCCUGAGUCCCGCCAAACCACUUUUCACAGGCUUGUUUGUGUAACCUGCAUCCUGAACAGUCUCAGAUGCAUUCCUGGCCAGCUGAAGCAGAGAACAGUCACUCGACCAAGUUUGUACCUUGAUGGCUGCUCCAUGGCUCUCUCUCAUCCUGCCACGCCCCCAAUGCCUGCUCUUCCAGCGUUAGUGUGGAGGCCUGCACUAUGGCUUCAUCCUCCUCCAUCCCAACCUCUUCCACUCAGUCCAAGAAGCCUCGAGACAAGAUAGCUGACUGGUUCAGGCAGGCUUUGUUGAAGAAGCCUAAGAAGAUGCCAGCCCCCCAGGAAAGCCACCCAAGUGAUGGUUCACAGAAAGCCACACAGGACGGUCUUCCACCCACGAGCCACGACUCACCCUCCAACCGCAGCUCACCCCCGAGCCACAGCUCACCCCCGAGCUGCAGCUCAGGAAUGUCUCCUACCCUGCCACCAACACACAUGGACACCAGCUGCAGCAGUGGCCGCUGGAGCAAAGACUAUGACGUCUGCGUGUGCCACAGUGAGGAGGACCUAGAGGCCGCCCAGGAGCUGGUCUCCUACUUGGAGAGUAGCAAAGCCAGCCUACGCUGCUUCCUGCAGCUUCGGGAUGCAACUCCAGGUGGCGCCAUUGUUUCUGAACUUUGCCAGGCCCUGAGUAGUAGUCACUGCCGUGUGCUACUCAUCACCCCAGGCUUCCUCCGGGACCCCUGGUGCAAGUACCAGAUGCUGCAGGCCCUGACGGAGGCCCCGGGGGCGGAGGGUUGCACCAUACCCCUGCUAUCCGGUCUGACCAGAGCCGCCUACCCGCCGGAACUCCGAUUCAUGUACUAUGUGGAUGGCAGAGGCCGGGAUGGUGGCUUUUAUCAAGUCAAGGAGGCUGUCAUACGCUAUCUGGAAACACUAAGUUAACACUUAAGUUUUCGUGAGAAAAGUCGGAAAUAGCUCACUCCAGGUGCUGGAUUCCAGUAGCUAUGGCCUCAGAAGCCAGCGGCAGCUGCACUGUGGACCUGGUACAGGAUCAGCUUGCCACCCACUUCCAUUACUGUGGGCUCCACAAGAAGGCCAGGCAGAAGAUGCUCCCCACCACCACCAAGGAGACCAGGGGGAAGAUGGGGAUUCCCCAAGAAGGGCGGAAGGAGCCAGGGACUCUCCCAGGAAGGCAACAAGGAAGUCAGAAAUUGGAGUUGUCAAAGAGAUUGUGACAUCAGGAGGGGCAGCAGUGUCUUGUCUGCUGCUUAACUGAACAGGAAGCUGACACACAGCGCUCUUCUUCUCCGGAGUCAGGCACCGGAGUAAAUAGGUACCACUCCUCACGAGGGGUGAGCCUGACUGAUGCUCUUCUCAGUUGCCUGGGAAACCGGGGAGAGGUGGCAGGUAUCAGGUCCUUCACACUCACACUACUGUAGCUCUUUCCCGGAGACAUCAACUCACUUUACAAAGCUGGAGGAAAGGCACGACCAGCCCCACACUGAAUACCAUUUUCUGAACAACGCUCAUUUGAAAUACAAACCUUGCCAGGUGGUGAUGGCACAUGUCUUUAGGAGGCAGAAACAGGCAGAUCUCUGUGAGUUCAAGGCCAGCCUGAUCUACAAAGCAAGUUCCAGGACAGCCAGAGCUGUUACACAGCGAAACCCUCUCUCAACAACAAUAACAAAAGCAAGCAUAGGGGCUGGAGAGAUGGCUCUGUGCCUAAGAACUCUUGUUGCCUUUGCAGAGGAUCCAGGUUCAAUUCCCAAUAUCCACAUGGUAUUUAUAAAUACCUCAUGGUAGUUAUAAAUAUGGCUCACUCCCUUAUUUAUAACUCUGCUUCCCGGGGAUCUAAUGCCUUCUCUGACCAGGACCUCCUUGGGCACCAGGCACACAUUUGGAACACAUACGCUCAUGCAGGCAAAACAUCAUAUACAUAAAGUAAUCUUUUUCUAAAAAGUUAGGAAUGUAAAUCUAGGGUUAUAGGUGGAGUUGGUGGUAGAACACUUGCUUAACAUGUAUGAGGGCUUGGCUUUGACCACCGACACCAUCAAAAUGAAAAAACCAAACAAACCUGGAAACCAUUCUGAACUCAUGAACAAGUAGGGAGAAGGAAAAGCAGGGUGCAGGACUCAGCUUCUUCACCUGGAUCCUUUGAUACAUAGGACCUCCUCCGACAUCUGCUAGAGCCCAUGCUUCAUAGCACCUGUCUUUAUGAUGAACUGAAAGGAAUCGAUGUUCUCAGUCUAGCACACUGUGACAAGGCAUCCCUAUCUUCUCAAUGAGAACAGAAACAUGUUCAACCAUCACUGACUCCCCUGGUGUAUACCUUGAGCCUCUUCUCUUCCUUUUGCCGUGUCCCUUUAUGAUUUUUUGGUUACAUACAAAAUAUCUAAAGGAUGCUAUAGCGUACUCAUGCACCUACCACCUUAAUAUAAAAAAUACAGUAAGCAAACCUUAUUCCCAACAUGUUUGUUUCCUUCGUGUUCUGAGUUCCAGGCCCCUCAUAAGUUUCCUAACAGAAAUAACCACUAUUCUGAAUUAAUUUUGAAUUUACUGUGAGCUUUUCUGUAUGAGGUUUCUAUAGAUAGAUGCGUCCCAGGAAAAUGUUAUUUAUUUUUAUGACUUUAUCUUUUAUUCACAUUGCAUCACAAUGUGUGUUUCCGUUGUUUGACAUGUUAGUGAGGUACGUCCAUGUUACGAUGUGUCACUCGUGAGCUUCCUCUUGUUCUCAGUCUGCGGUCAAGCGAUCCUUUCACGGGGGUCACAUGUCAGAUACUCCACUUGUCAGAUAUUUAUGAUUCAUAACAGCAAAAUUACAGCUAUGUAGUAGCAACAAAAAGAAUUUUAUGGUUGGGGGUUGCCACAACACGAGAAAAUAUUGAAGGGUCACAGCAUUAGGAAGGUUGAGAACCACUGUUCUAAGAUCGCUUUAAAACAAAUUCCAGGUCCUUUCUCCCUAAACAGUUAAGUCUCUCUAAAUUAUGAGGGUUUUUUUGAGCACGAUAAAGUUCUAUUUUCAUCUUAAUAUGAAAUGCUGUCUAUGAAGUUGUAGUCAGCGCUUUUGUGUCUUACAAAGUCUUUCCUGUGUUAUUCCUGUCAAUCUUGAAAAAAAAAACCGCUGGUUAUAUCUUCUUCCAAAGUAUUUCUAUUCAUAUUUAGACCUUUCCUCCACUUGGGGUUGCUUUUGUUUGUCUGUUACUUGUUUUCUUUUUGGUUUUUGGAAACAGGGUCUGUCACCCAGACCAACCACAAACUUGAGAUCUUCCGAGCUCAGCCUCCCAAGUCCUGGGAUUUCAGGCAGUAUAAGCUAUCAUGCAUGGUGUGCUCUUGGCUUUCAAGUCAGAAAUCCAACUCUUUUCGAUCAGUUACAUCCUAUCUCCACUGAUAGCUCUUUGUUGUUUUCUGUUUAUUUGAGGUAGGAUCCCACCGUGUAUCCCUGGCUGGUCAAGAAUUCACUAUGGAAACCAGGCUGGCCUCAGACUCAGAGAUCAGUCUGCCUCUGCAUCUCCAGUGCAGUGCUGGAUUAAAGGUGUGUGCCGUCAGCCCCAGCCACUGCUGCUGCAUAUUGUCGCAUGUCCGUGUCUAUUACUGCUUCUCUGGUCUCUUUCAAGCAGACCCUGUGUUAGUACUACAGCAUCUUUAAAAAGCUUUAGUACCCCAAGGAUCAAUUCUUCCCACUCUUGUUUAUUGAAAUUACUCUAUCUUUUCUUAAUUUGUACUUCUCUGCUUUGUUUAUUCAUAUUGUCAGUUGCCAGGGAAAAAUCUAUAUUUUUAUUGGAGUUACAUUGAGUUUAUGGAUUUGACUAGGAAAAGCAGGUACUUUUAUGAUAAAGCCUUCCUAUCCAUAAAGGAACAUCUCCACUUAUGUCUUUAAAUGUAUUUUAAUAAAGUUAUAUAAUAUUUUUCAUA